Molecule: messenger RNA, 398 nt
Organism: Amphimedon queenslandica
Lineage: Eukaryota; Metazoa; Porifera; Demospongiae; Haplosclerida; Niphatidae
Exons: 4
Coding region: 70-375 (101 amino acids)
Source: RefSeq, a predicted model, not a curated record
UGAGAUAGAGACUGUAUUGCCUGCCUUACUAGUCAUUUCUGAUGGUAACCAGGAAAAGACAGGAAAAGGAUGCAACACAGGUCAUUACUGAUAUACAAGUUGUCCUCUUUACAAAUACUAGAUGGUGUUAUGGUAACAUCUGAUGAGAGACAAACAGCAGAAGCAACAUUCAGUGACAGAUGCCAACAUCAAGAUGAAGAUCAAGCAGAUACUGCAUUAUUACCAUCACUAACUAAUGCAGGACAAGUAAAGGUUAUGAAUGUGCCAUUGUACAUGUCAACUCACACCAGCAGACAGUCACAGGCUAUGGAGGCACGGGCACUUCACCUGCAAACAUUACAAGCCUUUCAGGAUAGAAGGAAAGGAAGGAGAUAGUACUUACUUUAUAAUAAUUAUCA